UGUCUGAAGCCCUGGAGGAGCCGAGCCCGGCCGGGCAGCGCCGGCUCCGUGCAUCGCCUCGCCGUCGCUCGGUCGUUUCAAUCCUCGCAGCGUGUAUUGCAUUCUGCAAAAAAGGGAUCUGGAGGUUUAUUAGAAUCUUCGAAGAAAUCUGCAGCCUGCGGGAUUGGAGGGGUGAGCUUCGCUGACCGGGGGCUCGACACCAAGGCUGAGCCAUUGCGAGAGGGGGGCGGCCGAAGCCGGCGGCGGAGCGAGGAAGCCGGCCUCCGAGGAUGGACGAGGACGGCGGCGGGGGCAAGAAGGCCGAGGAGGAGCCGGCGCCGAAUCCGGGCACCGGGCCGCGGGCCCACCCGGCGAGAGACAAGGGCACCCAGACGGCCGUCGAGAAGCCCUUCAAGUGUGGGGACUGCGGCAAGGGCUUCGGCACCCAGUCUGAGCUGGACAGCCACCGGCGCUGUCACACCGGCGAGCGCCCGUUCGCCUGCGUGGUCUGCGGCAAGGGCUUCAGCCGCUCCUCCGACCUGCGGGUGCACCAGCGGGUGCACACGGGCGAGCGGCCCUUCACCUGCCCCGUCUGCGACAAGAGCUUCACCCGCUCCUCGCACCUGCUGACCCACCAGCGCGUGCACACCGGGGAGCGGCCCUACAGCUGCUCGGUCUGCGGCAAGGGCUUCACCCAGCUCUCCAACCGGCUGCGGCACCAGCGGCUGCACACCGGCGAGCGGCCCUUUUCCUGCCCCGUCUGCCGCAAGGGCUUCACCGACUCCUCCACGCUGCUGCGGCACCGGCGCCUCCACACCGAGGAGCGGCCCUUCGUUUGCUCCGUCUGCGGCAAGGGCUUCACCCGCUCGCCGCACCUGCUCACCCACCAGCGCGUGCACACCGGCGAGCGGCCCUUCGCCUGCUCCGUCUGCGGCCGCAAGUUCACCCAGUCCUCCCACCUGCUCACCCACCAGCACAGCCACAGCGGCGAGCGCCCCUUCCGCUGCUCCGUCUGCGGCCGCGGCUUCGCCCAGCUCUCGCUGCUGCUGGCCCACCAGCACGUGCACGCCGAGAACAACCCCGUCCGCUACCCGGAGGAGGAGGAGGAGGAGGAGCGCCGGCGUCAGCAGGAGGGCGAGGGGGCGGCGGCCGCCGGGGAGGGGGAGGCGGCCGCCGGGGAGGGCCUGGACCCCAGCUCCGCGCCGCCCCUCAUCUCCCCCACUGCCCCCGCCUCCCUCCUGCUGACCGGCCGCCCGUCCCGCGCCGGCGAGCGGCCCUUCAAGUGCUCGGUGUGCGCCAAGGCCUUCACCUGCCUGUCGCACCUGCUGAGGCACCUACGGGUGCACAGCGGCGAGCGGCCCUUCCAGUGCUCUGUCUGCGAGAAGGGCUUCACCCAGUCCUCCUCGCUGCUCACCCACCAGCGCAUCCACACCGGGGAGCGUCCCUUCUCCUGCUCCGAGUGCGGCAAGGGUUUCUCCCGCUCCUCCCACCUGCUGAGGCACCAGCGGGUCCACGUCUGAGGGGGCGGGAGAGACUGGACCCCACCUCCCACCCCGUCUUCCCUCCACUCUGCUUGUCUGUCUGUGCUUCUGAUCAUCUGUGUACAGUCAAACCGCCUGGGUUUAUUUUAAUCCCCACGCUUUUGAAUUCCCUUUCGGCCUCAGAGCCCAGAUGGUAAUAUUUGGGGGUGGGGAGGGGUCUGGGUGAAGGAGAAGUCGGGGGUGGGGAGUGUUCUGCCAAGGUGCCCGCUUUUCUGCUGUAGGGACCCAGAUUCAGUCCUGGCAGCCCCCGUGCAGUCUGUGUGGUGUUGGCGUGGGAUUUCCUCCAGGGAUUCGGGCUUCUUCCGCGUGCCCGCAGAGCUUGGUUUGGUGCGUUAGCCCCGUCACAGACUCCCUCUGCAGCGUAGCCGAGAAGGAGGACCCUGGUGGGGGUCGUGUGGGAAUUAAUUAGCGUAGGAUUAGCUUCAAUGGGUCAGUACGGACUCACUGGGUCUGAGGAGUUACUUGGCCCUCUUUCUGUCCCCAUCUCCUCCUUUCUCCCUGACUCAAUCACUUUGUCAUCACCUUGCCCCCCCUCCUCUUCCCCCACCCGUCCCUGUCCCUCUGCCAGCCCACCUCACUCCAUCUGGCUCUCGGUGUCACCUCCCUCGUCAGAGAGUCUGUGGGGCGAUGGCAGACCCUGGUGAGUUUUGGCCUGAAAGAGCACAGAUAGUGGGAGAACGGCUGUGGGGGGGGGGGAGCGGAAGGCAUGUUGACGUUAGAUCUCUGGGGGAUACUGUAUGUUUCUACGACAGUCAGCGUGUUCCACCCUGAGCCGAGUCCGCAUUCCCAGCCCCGUGCCUCGCUCCUUUGGGUCUGGUUUCCCCACUCCAGUGAGAGGGCUCGCGCACUGCGCCUCCGGAGAGCGGAUUGGGUGAUCGCUGCGGUCAAAGCUGGCUUCUGUGUCAAAAUGGGUGACUUCUAACACUGGUGUUGGGCAAAUCUGAAAGAACACGGGGAGGUUGAGGAAGUUCUAUCAGGGAUUCUCUGCAAACGGGGUCCAGUUCACACGGACUGAAUUUUGACCCACAGUCACCUGAUUUACAAAAUGCGGAACUUUUUCCCAAAGACGUUUUAUUCCGCAAAGUCCUGCUGGAUCACAGAAGAAAUUCAUCAGAGUUAGAAUGAGGAUUGUUAUCUCCGGCAUGUGUUGUGAAAUUCAUUCCAGGCGUUUUGGUGCGUGGGGAAGGGCAAAUCGUUUUUUUUUGCAGUGAGGACUAUGUUGGUGGAGCGAGAGCAUGUGUGCCUCCACAGAGUUGGUGGGGGGGGGGAGAUACUUGCGAGUUGAAGUUCCUGUGGGGUCUCUUUCUAGCAGGUGGGGAGGUUGAUGUCCCAGACUGUGGAGUUUGUUCCCUCCACCAACAGGGGAGGGUGGAUUGGGCACAGGAGGCGGCCACUGGGGUGUCAGUGACCCUGGCGUCAGUUUUAACUCGGAGUUUAACUGGCGGCCAGCAUUUUGGAUAUCAUUGCAGUAGGGUGCAAAUCCUAGGUAGAUCAGGGCUUAUCAGUAGAUUGAUUUCUAAGGAUCUCUGUAUAUUGUAGGUGAUUCUUUCUUUCUUUAUGUUAAUCUGGUGCAGUGCCUGGGAAACGGACGGAUUGUUGGUGCAUGGGGGGGUGGGGAUGGAAGUGGUGCCCUCUGUAAAUCAGAGCUGAUUCCCAAUACCUGGGCCCGUGCGGCGAAGCCGCCUCGAAUAAGCGCUUUCAAGAGCAAGGCAGCAUUGUGUUUUUUUAAAAAAAAUACUGUGGAGGUGGAAGUCUUCAAGCUUUAAAGAAACAGGCAGCAUCCAUGUGGAGAGAGUUGACUUUUCACCGUCACGGCCUUUCUUCAGAAAGCUGCAGUGGAAGUGAAAGGCGCUGGGGAGAGUGGAGGGAGGAUGUUGGGGGGGGGGAGGGACUGUACAACUGUGUACUAUCAUCACUUCCGGCUGAUCUCCUCCGCCCUGCCGCAGUCUAUCCCUUCUCUUUUCUCUGGCCCCUCCUUUCUUGCCGUCUCCCCCCUCUGCAGCCUGAAGUGUUUGCCUCUCUCUCGCUGCUGUCUGGUCCCUCGGCCAUUCCCCACACAUCCUGCGUGUGAUCCCUUCUGGUGUUUGCAUUUGCUGUUCCCCCCCCCCCCCCCCCCCCCCCGUGCUAAACGGUUCACACCUCUAUGGCAUCUGGCCAACCGGCGUUGAUUAACCCCCCCCCCCCACCUCCCCCUCCCUGUGCAGCACCCCACCCCUGCUACGCCAGAGCAUGAACCCAGCCUCGAAUGAGGGUGUGCAGGGGUUGGGGGAAGGGUCGGAAUGUAUGCUUUCCUCUCAGCGUGGCGUUGAAGGGCAGGCUGUUAGCUGGUAGGGAGUGGGCUCGACUCCUUCCCACUCAGGCCCGGUGUUCUUGUGCGCAGACAAGCUGCUUGUAAAGACGCAUGUUUCUGCCUGGUCCCGCGACUGGAAGGACGGAGAGGAAACCCUGCUUUAUUUGUUGUUUCGGAAUAGAUGCUGUAAAAUCCACCAAGUAUUGUAAACCUCAGCUUACACUCGCUGUCUGUUUAAGCCUUGUUUCUGUUCAAGCUUACUUAUCAAUAAACUUUCUUUGUAGUUA
Hypanus sabinus (Atlantic stingray) is the source of this 4097-nucleotide messenger RNA. RefSeq names its product zinc finger protein 436-like. Gene Ontology annotation, biological process: regulation of immune system process; negative regulation of transcription by RNA polymerase II; regulation of cytokine production. The record is from RefSeq and is a predicted model, not a curated record. Bases 270 to 1499 code for a protein of 409 amino acids. The transcript has 2 exons. NCBI's taxonomy places the organism in Eukaryota, Metazoa, Chordata, Chondrichthyes, Myliobatiformes, Dasyatidae.